AUGUCCGACAUUCAGAAAAAUGUUGAGGCUGCCUCGGAGAGUUACUCGUUCAGCUUCGACAAGGGUCACCUGGCCUUGCCGCCGGCGAAGAAGUAUCUCAUCCUGACUUGCAUGGACGCCAGAAUCGAUCCGGCACGAGCAUUCGGCAUCGAGUUGGGCGAUGCGCAUGUCAUUCGCAAUGCCGGCGCUUCAGCUGUCGACGGACUCCGCAGUAUUGUCAUCUCGCAACAGCUCCUCGGCACGCGCGAGAUCGUCUUGGUCAAGCAUACUGGCUGUGGCAUGCUGACGUUCAAGAACGAGGAUGCGUACGGCAUCAUCGAGAAGAACCUGGGUGCUGAUGCUUCAUUGGAGGCCAAGAAUCGCAUCCCCGACUUUUUGGCCUUCCCCGAGCUGGAGGAGGCAGUCAAGAAGGAUAUUGACUUCAUCAAAGCCUCCAAGUUAGUGCCCGACAGCGUGACGCUGAGCGGCUGGGUGUACGAGGUCGAGACUGGAAAGACCAGGCGUGUUAUCUGA
Messenger RNA from Colletotrichum navitas, 513 nucleotides. Its product is annotated as carbonate dehydratase. The coding region runs from base 1 to 513 and encodes 170 amino acids. Lineage: Eukaryota; Fungi; Ascomycota; Sordariomycetes; Glomerellales; Glomerellaceae. The record is from RefSeq and is a predicted model, not a curated record. Gene Ontology annotation, molecular function: carbonate dehydratase activity; zinc ion binding. The transcript has 3 exons.